CCUGGGGGGGGACGCGCCUCCCUGUGUCGCACUUGGUUCCUCCCAGUAGAAGUCGGUGCCGGACUCAGGAAUCUGCCCGCAAUCUGAUCCAGCGUAUCGUCUGUCCCUUCAGGGAUUCGGGGCUUCUCUUCUGCUCGGGAAAGCGACUCCGCUGGCACUGGGACCCCCCGGCAGGGAGUGGGGAUCCCUUAUCCGUCCGGGGAGAAUAGGAGCGGAGCCCCCAGCCUGUUGCCCCCCAGUGACUGGAGAAGGAGUGAGGGGGUUCUCUAUGUGUUUGGUGGGAUGAUCGACUCAGCAGCGAACCAAGAAAGCACCCCCCUGUGGAUGUACGCCAUUGAUGCACGGAUGUGGUAUAUGGGGAAACCGCCCCGGUGUAAGGGGAAAUCGCCGACAAACAGAAAGGGCCACAGCGCGGUUCUGCACCAGAGCUCCAUGUUUAUCUAUGGGGGGUACUUUGAUCUGAAGGGGGCCGUGGGAGAGUUCUGGGCUUUCGCAUUGGACACAGAGAACUGGUCGGCGCUCAGUCCCAGCACACGUGGGUCGGGCCCCGGGCCCCGGCACGGACACACAGCGGCCACGUAUAAUGGUGCAAUGUAUCUCUUCGGGGGGCUGAAGCACAUGGCCGAGCAGAACGAUCUCUGGCGCUUUGACUUCAGGAGGCACAACUGGGCCAGUAUCAGAACCAGCUCAGGCCCCCCCAAAUUAGUGGGGCACGGCUCGCUGGUCCAUCAGAACUGCCUGUGGGUAGUCGGGGGGGGACUGGCAUCCCGCAAUCCCAGCAGCCACCUGUGGAAAUACCAUUUCAACUCCCGGACGUGGAAGAAAAUCUGCCAGAGGAAGGAGAGCAGCCAUCUUGGGAAGAUUUACCAUUCAGUUACGGGGGUGAGCAGCCGGGCCCCGCAGGACCCUGGGAUUUCCCAUCAGCCCCUCUGUGUGGGGGAAAAAGGAACAUUAAUGCCCAGGGUGCCCGCGGGCAAACGUCUCAGCUCCUGGGCCUCCAACAGAGCGGGUUCUGGAACUGAGGACAUAGAGAUGGAGACAUUGAAGCAGUUCCCCGACCCGAUGUUCUGCUCCUGUGGCCCCCGGGGCCCCUCGGACGAGCAGCACCUCCUGUCCCACUGUGAGAGCGGCCUAUUCACCAGCACCGGGGAUGUAACCGGGCACUGCCAGUCCAACGAGUCACUGCCAGGGGGCGACAGCGAGGACUUCAUUCUGAUCAUUGGGGGGAAACCCCUGUCCCGACCCAGUGUCAUAUCUGUGUGCCAACUGAAACUGGGGCAGGCCUGAGUGUGAGUGCUCACUCACUGAGUAAAAUCUGCUGCUCCAGUACUGACCCAGGUACAGAGCUCUGAUUCUCUGUACUUCCUGCUCCUGGGCUGCUCUCUUUCCCAUGGUCAGGCAGGAACCUCCC
Messenger RNA from Xenopus tropicalis (tropical clawed frog), 1411 nucleotides. RefSeq names its product kelch repeat-containing protein 2. NCBI's taxonomy places the organism in Eukaryota, Metazoa, Chordata, Amphibia, Anura, Pipidae. Bases 283 to 1287 code for a protein of 334 amino acids. The record is from RefSeq and is a predicted model, not a curated record. The transcript has 6 exons.